This is a messenger RNA of Diabrotica balteata, 645 nucleotides long. NCBI's taxonomy places the organism in Eukaryota, Metazoa, Arthropoda, Insecta, Coleoptera, Chrysomelidae. The record is from the annotation of a GenBank genome assembly.
AUGGAUCCUAAAGAAGAAACCAGACUGUUAAAAAUAUAUGAAGAAUUGGAGCAAGAGGGUUUGUUACUUGAAAAGACGCAAGAGCAAAAUUUGGACGAUAAAGCAAGCGACAUAGAUUCAGUAGAAGCCAGCAUUAUGGCAUCCUCGAGUAGCAAAAGAUCCUUUUACCCCAAGGAUAGUAGUUAUAAGGAAAUCUUACGUACGUGGUAUGACGACGAUGACAACGAUUUCAUAACUUGUGAAAGUGAAGUAUCGCAAACUGAUCAAGAAUACGAGCAGCCUGCAGUAUACAAAGAUAGUUCAGAGAGUAUUCCGAAAAUUCUUCGAGCAAGCGGACAUGCAGCUGAAAAUUACCCAACUACUACAAAAACUCAAACACCUCAAACACAAAAUGCUGCUCCAACUACUUUAACUGAUCCAAUAGAAAAUGAAUACAUCCUACUAAUGGAAAACAUGUCUUUCACGGCUCCUACACUAUCGACUAAACCGGAUAUCCAUAUUUCACCAUCUACUUAUCUUACAGAAAGCACUGAUUUUCAACAAAUUUCCCACGAUCCUUCCUCAAACAAACGAAAUCGUUCUGAAAUUAUAACCUCUCCACAAAAUUAUAUUCCAGUAAAUAACACCUUUCAAGACGCUACAUAA